Molecule: messenger RNA, 3201 nt
Organism: Metarhizium acridum CQMa 102
Lineage: Eukaryota; Fungi; Ascomycota; Sordariomycetes; Hypocreales; Clavicipitaceae
Source: RefSeq, a predicted model, not a curated record
AUGGCUCAGUUUCUUAUUGAUCUUACGCGUGAUGCAGUCCAUAACACGGCCCUUCGUCUGCUCAACAGUCUUGUAUGUCUCGCAGACAAGGACGCAUCGGGGAGGACCCGAGAGCCAAAGCGAGCCAUCAUCUUCGUGGCCUAUGACCUUGGGGCUUUGAUCCUCAAAAAGGCUCUUUCAAUAGCAGAAAGGGAUAGAUACGAAUGGCCAGACACUUUUACAAGCUCAUCUCGAGUGGUAUUCUGUGGCGCUCCACAGCGCAGUAAUAGUCUCUUCACCAUGGAAUCGAAGUUAUAUGAGUUUCUCCAUGACCACAAAAACGAACCCUGGUUUCAUAUGCUCACGCCAUCAUCCAUUCGAGGGCUCGCUCAGGCUGCACUGGAGUCGACGGAUGAGUUCCUCAGCUCAAAAUUUACCUUGCGGGGGCGCAUCCUCUUUGACGAGGCGAUGGCGACUUUGGGCGUGCCACUCGAAGAUUCACUGGACGAUAUGUCUCCCUUUCUAGCUGCUGAAAUAUGCUCGCUGGUUCACCAGUGGGUGCCCGACCCGGAUCAGGUUGCCGCCGAGCAAACACUCCUUUCGCUAGCAGUCCCUGAUCGCCAAUUUGAAUAUGUUUUAGGUAACGCACAUGCUGCAAGAAUAUUGCUUAAUCAUGGCGCGGAUCCUAUGCUGGUUUGGGAUAAAGAAUGUCGUUCUACCUUGAUGAGUGCUUCCAAUGGGGGACAUGUUGACGUGAUUGAACUACUCCUCUCCGAAGCGCCCUCACUACUUCGAAUGGGACACUCAACGGAGGCCCUUCAUGACUUGGGUUCCAAGCAGCUGUGUACGCCACUUAUCAUGGCGUCGCUUACCGGGCAUUGGAAGGCAGUGACAACUCUUCUCAACGCUGGAGCCGAUCCAGACCCCGAUACUGAGCACGAAGAAGAAGGAGGAGGUUCUUCGCUUUCUCCUCUUUGUUUGGCUAGCCUGAAUGGAUGGUUACAAACAUCCAAAGCACUUCUUGAAAAUGGCGCCGAUGUAAACAGGCCAGGCGCUUAUAACGAGGGCACCGCUCUAUGGUGCGCCGCCAACUUUGCUGCAAGCGUUCCGUGUUGCCGGGCGCUCCUUGCUCACGGAGCAGAUACGAGUACCGGGGGUCUACCUCUCAUGAUUGAACUCGUUACUUCGAGCAUAUCCAAAUCAAAAAGACCUACCGAAGACAUCAUUCCAGUUUUGGAGGUAUUCGUAGGCCACAGUCCACCCCUUGACAUCAAUGAGACCGAUGCGAACGGUUCAACGGCUCUAAUGCAUGAGCGGCGCAAAUGUUGGGGCUGUGGACGACGAGGGCAAAGCCCCUUGUCCUAUGCCGUCGAGGCCAGUCGCUUUGACGUGGUCGAGGAGUUGCUCAACUGGAAGCCGAAGCCGAUCCAGGUAACCGCCACAGUCCUGCAGAGGGCUUUCGAAGGGGGUGAUUUGACCCUGCUUGAGAGGCUUCUCGAGGCCGGAGCAGACCCUGACUCGCCCCUUGAGUCUGGCAGAACGCUCAUGCGAUUAGCUAUACAGGCUCGUAAUGCCCAUGCUGUGGAGAUGCUGAUCAAGUGGAAGGCGGACAUCAACCGCCUUGAUAAAUUUAGAUGGAGCCCUCUAUACUAUGCCGUCGGCCAAGUCCACGAUGCCAAGAUAGCGAGACUACUAGUAGAUUGCGGCGCCAAUGCGAGUUAUAUACUCCCGGAUACUGGAAGGAACCUUAUGCACAUGGCCAUGGAAGCAGACUCAGACAUUAUCCGUAUCCUGUUCGAAUUUCCCAAAGCCGUCGAUAUAGACCACCGCGACCAUUUUCGCAACACGCCUCUCAUGAUGGUGAACAACCCGAAGGCUGAUUGCGUCAGCCUGUUAGUCAAGGCCGGAGCUGAUACCAACGCUCAAAAUUCGGAUGGAGCCACACCACUGAUGAAUGCUGUUACGUACGGCGCGGCAUCUGAAGUUAUCGAGAUUUAUUUAUCUCAGCCUCAGCUGGAUCUAAACUUUUACUCAAAGUCCCACGGCAGCGCGCUGCACCUUGCUUGUCGCAUGGUCAACGUCGAAAUCGCUAGAAGGUUGAUCAGAAUUGGGUCUAACAUCAACCAGCACCUGCCAGUCCCGGCUUGCUCGCCACUUAUCGCCGCUUGUAUGCCAUUCAAAAAUGUGAGCCCAGAGAAGCUGAGAAGCGCCGAUCACAUCGUGAGCGCUCUGAUCCGCAACGGCGCUGAUGUCAAUUCCACGAGCAAGGCGACUCGAGACGCCUUUUAUAAUGCCCUGGCCACGGCUGCUUUCUGGAGCAGACCAUCCACCCUUGAGAUUCUCCUGGGUGAGGGCGCGGAUGUCGAUGCGCGGGAUCCCCUAGGCCGACAGGCGAUUCACUUUGCUGCCGCCAACGGUGUAAGCAACCUUCGCGCCGUGAUGCGGUUUUUCCAGGGAAGCUCUGCGAUAGCGGACAACUCCAGGAAGACGGCUCUGCACUGGGCUGCGCAGUUCGGGCGUUUGCAGGCACUGAAGCUUCUUUUAUCAACAAUGAGCCCGGAUGAGCGGAUAAGACAAGUUAACAAGCCUGAUAUCGACGGCUGGACGCCUCUCUGCUGGUCGAUGCGGAACUCGCGCCUAAAAUGGGACGGGAUGUCCGAACCGUUUGAAUACAAGGGCGUGGUUCAGUACCUCCUCCAGAAAGGUGCGGAUGCGUCCAUUCGGUGUUGGUUGGGCGAAGGCAAGGAUAAAGAAAGCUUCACACUGCUCCAUCUCGCCCAUCUGCAUAAUGUCGAUAAGGAGAUCAUUGCUCUCAUCCGAGAUGCCCUGAGAGAUGGGACAGACACUUCUACAUGGCAAAGAGGAUUGGAAGAAGAGACUUUCAGCCCAUAUAAGCCUCGCAUCUGGAUUUGUGGCAUCUGCCUCGGUCAAAUCUAUGGACUCGACUAUGUUUGCAAGACGUGCGCAGAAUUUCACGUUUGUAAAAAGUGCCACGGCCGUAUAGAUAGGUAUCACAUGCAUUUUGAAGAUGAUAAUGGGCCGUUGCCGCCGCAUAUCUUCGAGGUCGACGAUGAUGUGGAGUUUAUUGACCCGUUGGAUGUAGUGGCCACAGGGAAAAAUGCGAAUAGUAGGACGAGAAACGAAGACGAAAUGGACAUUGACGAGAACGAAGCUGGCAUUAAUUGGCGGGUUGACGAAAAAAAUUUCUGGGAAUUUACUUAA